AUGAAGGGAGAAGGGGUAAAUUUGGUAGCAAUAUGCCUGGUGGUGGCGCUAGGGCUGAGCUUGUACGUGGGGCGGAUGCAGGCGGCGGUUACAUUGCCGGCGGAGGGGAAGCAGUUGAAGAGGCAGUUCUACAAGAAGAUGAACACGUGUGUCAACGCGGAGGCGUUCGUGAAGCAUCAAGUGCAGUUGUGGUGGGCUAAAGACAAGUCCAUCACCGCCAAGCUACUUAAGUUGCUCUACGCCGAUUGUUUGGUCAAUGGAUGUGACGCAUCAAUUCUACUAGAGGGGCCCGGCACGGAAAAAAAGGCACCACAGAAUCGACGGUUAGAUGGGUUCGCAUUGAUUGACAACAUCAAGAGAACCGUUGAAUCACGGUGCCCUUUAGUUGUCUCUUGUGCUGACAUUCUUAAUCUUGCUGUUCGUGAUGCCCUUCACUUGGCAGGUGCACCAUCAUACCCAGUGUUGCUGGGUAGAAGAGACGGAAAAGACUCGAGAGCAACAUGGGUGGAUCUUCCUCCGCCGUCGAUUUCUUGGGAAAAGGGCGUUGACUACUUCAAAUCCAAGGGCUUAGAUGAACAGGAUUACGCUACACUCCUAGGAGCGCACACGAUGGGAAAAGCACACUGCUCAUCGAUUUACGACCGCCUCUACAACUGGGGAAACACGAAGAAACCAGAUCCGAGCAUGAGCAAGGCCUUAUUGGAAAAACUGAGGAAACAAUGUCCGAAAGUAGUGGUACCGAAGAAGGAUCCGACAGUAUUCUUAACCGAAAAAAACGGAGAACAGUACAGAUUCACGAACAACUACUACUCCAACGUGCUGACUCAAGAUUCGGUUCUUAGGGCCGACCAAGAGUUACUGUAUGGAUACAAUACAUCGCAGUUGGUGCUAGAAUACGCCGGCAGUUUCGAGCAGUUGAGGCGGCAGUUCUCAUUGUCGAUUAGCCGAUUGGGCGGUCUCAAAGUCUUGACCGGUACCGAUGGGGAGAUUCGCGAGAGCUGUCGUUUCAGAAACGCCACUGAAAUACUACACUAAAUAAAUACGUACACUGGGCGCCGGGGGAAUAUCCGUUAUUCUAUUCGCACGUACUAAUUAAUCAUAUGAACAUAAUGCGUGUGUAUUUUUUUUUUGUGCGAGUGAAUAGUACUGGAUUAUAUAAAUUAAAGGAAAUAUUACAUUGA
Erythranthe guttata (spotted monkey flower) is the source of this 1181-nucleotide messenger RNA. RefSeq names its product putative peroxidase 26. Gene Ontology annotation, molecular function: peroxidase activity; heme binding. Lineage: Eukaryota; Viridiplantae; Streptophyta; Magnoliopsida; Lamiales; Phrymaceae. Gene Ontology annotation, biological process: hydrogen peroxide catabolic process; response to oxidative stress. The record is from RefSeq and is a predicted model, not a curated record.